Molecule: messenger RNA, 3403 nt
Organism: Schistocerca nitens (vagrant locust)
Lineage: Eukaryota; Metazoa; Arthropoda; Insecta; Orthoptera; Acrididae
Exons: 2
Coding region: 1994-2593 (199 amino acids)
Source: RefSeq, a predicted model, not a curated record
UUCAUCUGCAUGAAAAUUUUCUCAAAUGCAAAAUUUAAAACUUCACCUUUCAUUUUGAUAUCAACAAGUGCCUGGACAGAAGCUAUAGACCCACUUAGCAGUUUUAAGUGUUGUUGUUGUGGUCUUCAGUCCAGAGACUGGCUUGAUUCAGUAUUUUCAUAGGACCAGAAUUUUCUCAGGUUCUUUGCCAAGGUAUGACAGUGGCAGUUAUUUUACGCUUCGCACAGGGAUAUUGUCACAGGCGCACUAAUCUCUAGUAGCUUUUGCCUGUCAUUGCUAUGAAAUUCGAGUGCAAGUGCCUUUCCUUCCUCAGCAUUUUCCAGAUUUCAUUGCUAAUCCACAAUGGUACUUAUCCAGCCUUAGUCCACUUGCUUGGUACAUAAUUGUCCACAGCAUGACUUUCAACCUGUUUAAAUUUUGCCUAAAAUUUCUACAUGUCCAUCACAAUGCAACUAAGUGAUUGCAAUUCAUUGUCUAAGUGAGAUGCUGACAACUGCUUGUCUGGUUUUUGCUGUAAAUACACUCCUACCCUUCUUGACUGAUUAUUAACUUUCAUAACCACAGCCACUAUGAUACCAUGAUCACUAAUCAACGUUUGAAGCUACUAAGUUUGAGAUACUUUCAUUGAGUGUGGGCUGUGAAACUACCUUCUCAAGACAGUUUUCAUAAAAUGUGUUCAAAACAACUUCACAAGACUUUCUGUCUGUAGCUCCUGCAAUGAAUCCAUAAACAUCCCAGUCUAUAUUCAGUAGAUUGAAGUAAGUCACCUCCAUCUAGUAUUGCAUCACCUGGGUAUCGUCCGCCACGGUAGCUGAGUGGCCAGCGCGACAGAAUGUCACUCCUAAGGGCCCGGGUUUGAUUUCCGGCUGGGUCGGAGAUUUUCUCUGCUCAGGGACUGGGUGUUGUGUUAUCAUCAUCAUCAUCAUCAUCAUCAUCAUCAUCAUUUCAUACCCAUUGACGCGCAAGUCCCUGAAGCGGCAUCAAAUCGAAAGACUUGCACCCGGCGAACGGUCUACCUGACGGGAGGCCCCAGUCACACAACAUUUUAUUUUUAUCUGUGUAUUUAUGCAAUACUGACUGCAAACUUACUUUAAAUGACUUUAGUACUGUCACAGUGGAAUCAGGCAGUCAGUGAAAGCAUCCAAAAAUUAGCAUGGUUUGAUCUAGAUCUGUCAUAUGUGACCAGAUAACUUCACUGACACACACAGUUUCAACCACAAUAGACAAAACUGUAAUGAACACACUCCCUCCAAUGGCAUCUAACUGUGUUUCUGAUAAACAUUCCAUAACUCGCUAAACAUUUCAAAGCUUUAUACUUUGUGUUUCCACUUUCAAAAAUAAUCUGACUGUCAGAACUUUCCUGGAGGGCAGUAAAUUUGGGAACUUUGUUACGAAUACUUCGACAAUUUACUGAUAAAAUUUUGUCAGUUGAAGUGUUCUUACUCUUAAAGCAUUCUCAUUCCCCUAACUGUGUAUGAACUGUCAAGUAUUCAUCAGUGCACUUCAAACUACCACCUGGCCUAAAAAACCCAAUGUGCACUCACCUACCAAGGUGAGUUCUAUACCUCCCCACCUGAAAACGCAGGUCCAAAAAUCUGCAACCAAGACCGUCACAGAGUCAAUGAAGCAUUUGGUCGAAACCAUCCACUAAGCUCCAAAUCGAAGGACCUCUAUCAGUUCUGGGAACAACACUGCACGUCGAAAGCUCUGCUUGCACACCACAUGAGGCCAGUAGCCUUCACCAUCUCUGAUAUCCGCCAGAAAAUUCACUUACUGCCUGUAAAAUUUAUAUACUACCUACUUCUCGGCCACUUUGUAUAAUAAUUAUAGUCCUAUAGUAGUAUCAUGCUGUCUUCAUACACAGGUACGCUAGUGUCUGCAAAACUAAAGUUAACGAGAAGGAAAAAUGGCAUUGCAAAUGUUUAUAUGAGUUAUGUCUACACUACCGAGCCCAGUGGAUAUCUAGGUUAUUUUAUGUUCUGGACAUUGCAGGAUGGCGUACCACCUCCGCUCAGCACUCGGAUAUACCAGAAGAGAAUAUGAAGAAGCUACCCGCCGGCAUGAAGAAACGCAAGCAAUUCAACAUAACACAAAUAAUGAUACAGAGACAAAUUGGGGAACCGAUCAGUCUACACAAGAAGAAUUUAACGACGGAUGGGAGGUGCCGCUGUCGCGCCUGCCAGCGCACAUAUGCGGAGUUGCAGGACCAUCCACUGCGGGUGACCCCCCAUUGGGGGCCCCUUUAGAAAGUCACUCGAGCCCACCUAGUAUUACUAGUGGGCCGAGUACGCGUUUUCGCGAUUGCGCAACUAUCCCAAGGCCACGCGCAGGUUCUGACGUGCCAGACAGGUUAGGACACGUUCCAACAGGUUCCGCAACGCCAGGUAGGCAGCGGUAUAAAAGGCGCAGCGAAGCCUUUUCGAUUACAGUCGACUCUCAUUCGGUCGGUGGUAAACAGAACUUUAUUAACACUGUGCUUUCUAUUUGGAACAUCAUUGAAUAUUGUGUUGCGGAAGAAUUGUUCGCUAAAGCUAAUGUCUGCGUUGGAAUUCUUUUAUCAAAACUGGGAUCAUAUAAGGACCUAUCCAGAUGACCUACGAUUGGCAUUCCUUGUACCUACGAGUCAACAGCGAAUCGACGAACGUGCUAUUAUAUUUUACGGCAACAAGAUAAAUUAUUCUGCACACAUUAACUAAUCUCUAAAACACUUAAUAACUUGUUGGAUAUAAAUGCCUACGCUAUUCCACAGUUAAAUUACACAAAGAGUGUUGCCUAUGUUACCAAAGACCUCUAAAUAAUUGUUACAUUGGCAAAACUCUAUGCAUGUCACACAGUCAAACAGAAAGGUUUUCUCCAGGCAGCCAAACAACCUCAAUGGGAUCUCCCAGCCAAUAAUGUGAUACAGUCUUUUUCAAUAGCACAACAAUGAAAAAGUGCAGUUAAUUUCCAAACGGAAACAUUCUUUCGAGAUACUAGAUUUCACUCCUUAAGAUUUGAAUGCUACAAGGUUGUGACACUUUUCUGUACAAGAACUAAGCACGCCUGUAUUGAGAUGUGGAGGUUUUACAUCUUAUGUGGUACAUGCUUUUUAACAUGGGCACACAUAUAACUCAAAACUUACAAUUUUUGAGUUACAAGAUUUUGCUACCUUAACAACGACAUGCAGAAACUAAGUGCAGCAAUGAACUGUUGAGGGGUGUGAGUGUAGUGUGCUGAUUAUAUAUUGAUAAAAUUGUGUUGCAAAAUAUUUGUUUUAUUAUUUGACUACUGCUUAAAGCUUUUUAUACAAUUAUCAUGAUAUCCAUUUAAUAAUAAACAAUCAUUAGUCAAGCAUAUAUUUAUUUGACUGUAUUAAUACUGUGGGAAAAAAUCAUAUAAGCACAUGUAUACAUCUAACAGUCUG